Lodderomyces oxycetoniae is the source of this 5796-nucleotide messenger RNA. It is a transcript of the gene GSC1, whose product is annotated as 1,3-beta-glucan synthase. The transcript has a single exon. NCBI's taxonomy places the organism in Eukaryota, Fungi, Ascomycota, Pichiomycetes, Serinales, Debaryomycetaceae. Gene Ontology annotation, molecular function: 1,3-beta-D-glucan synthase activity. Gene Ontology annotation, biological process: fungal-type cell wall polysaccharide biosynthetic process; (1->3)-beta-D-glucan biosynthetic process. Gene Ontology annotation, cellular component: 1,3-beta-D-glucan synthase complex; plasma membrane. The coding region runs from base 1 to 5796 and encodes 1931 amino acids. The record is from RefSeq and is a predicted model, not a curated record.
AUGUCGUAUAACGAUAACAACCCUCAUAACUACUACGAUCCUAAUCAACAGGGUGGUAGUGGUAAUGGUGGUGGCUACUAUCAGCAAGCAUAUGAUGAUAGUAAUGGCAACAAUCCCCAGCAACAGCCGCAGCAAGUGCCACCACCGCCGCUUCAACAGCAACAGCCACAGCAGCCACAACAAGAUUUUUACGAUCCAAAUGCACAGUACAAUCAGGACGCCAAUUUUCAGUAUAAUCAAGAUCCCAACGUUCAGUAUCAUCAACAGCCUUACGAUAUGGACGGGUACCAAGAUCCCAACCAAUAUCAUGGUCAGCCAAUGAAUGCUCAGGGGUAUAACGCUGAUCCCGAAGCGUUUUCGGAUUUUAGCUAUGGUGGAGGACAAACUCCAGGCACGCCAGGUUAUGACCAAUAUGGAACACAAUACACACCUUCUCAAAUGAGUUAUGGAGGAGAUCCAAGGUCUUCGGGUGCCUCGACGCCAAUCUAUGGUGGCCAAGGUCAAGGCUAUGAUCCUUCACAGUUUCACAUCUCGUCCAAUUUGCCGUACCCAGCAUGGUCAGCAGAUCCACAAGCUCCAAUCAAAAUUGAGCAUAUUGAAGAUAUUUUCAUUGACUUGACAAACAAGUUUGGUUUUCAAAGAGAUUCAAUGAGGAAUAUGUUUGAUUAUUUCAUGACAUUAUUGGAUUCGAGAUCUUCACGUAUGUCCCCCGCGCAAGCAUUAUUGAGCUUGCAUGCAGAUUACAUUGGUGGUGACAAUGCCAAUUACAGAAAAUGGUUUUUUUCUUCGCAACAAGAUUUAGAUGACUCUAUUGGUUUUGCUAGUAUGACAUUGGGAAAAGUUGGUAGAAAAGCAAGAAAAGCUUCUAAAAAAUCAAAAAAGGCAAGAAAAGCUGCUGAGGAACAUGGGCAAGACGUGGAUGCUUUGGCUAAUGAAUUAGAAGGUGACUACUCGUUGGAAGCUGCGGAAAUCAGAUGGAAAGCAAGAAUGAAUGCAUUGACACCCGAAGAGCGAGUUUGUGAUAUUGCACUUUAUUUAUUAUUGUGGGGUGAAGCUAAUCAAGUGCGUUUUACACCAGAGUGUUUGUGCUACAUUUACAAGUCUGCACAUGAUUAUUUAGAAUCUCCAUUGUGUCAACAGAGACAAGAACCGGUACCAGAAGGUGACUAUUUGAAUAGAGUCAUUACUCCAUUGUACAGAUUUCUUAGAUCGCAGGUUUACGAAGUAUAUGAAGGAAGAUUUGUUAAGCGUGAAAAGGAUCACAACAAAGUCAUUGGUUAUGAUGACGUUAAUCAGUUGUUUUGGUACCCAGAAGGUAUCUCAAGAAUUUUAUUUAAUGACGGUACCAGAUUGGUUGACAUUCCAAAGGAAGAACGUUAUUUGAGAUUAGGAGAAGUUGAAUGGGGUAAUGUGUUUUUCAAAACUUAUAAAGAAAUUAGAACUUGGUUGCAUUUUAUCACCAAUUUCAACAGAAUUUGGAUUAUUCACUUUACAAUUUAUUGGAUGUACACCGCAUACAAUUCGCCAACCUUGUACACUAAGCAUUAUGUUCAGACUUUGAAUAAUCAACCGCUUGCUUCUUCAAGAUGGGCCGCUUGUGCAAUUGGUGGUAUCCUUGCAUCAUUUAUUCAAAUUUUGGCAACGCUUUUUGAAUGGAUGUUUGUUCCCAGAGAAUGGGCAGGUGCACAACAUUUGACUCGCCGGUUAAUGUUUUUGAUAUUGAUUUUCCUCCUCAAUUUGGUGCCUGUUGUUUACACCUUUAAAGUAGCAGGAUUAGUAUUGUAUUCCAAAUCUGCCCUUGCUGUUUCUAUAGUUGGGUUUUUCAUAGCUAUUGCUACAUUGGUGUUUUUCUCCAUUAUGCCAUUGGGUGGUUUAUUCACUUCGUACAUGAACAAGAGGUCAAGAAAAUUCAUUUCAUCACAAACUUUUACAGCCAAUUUCAUCAAAUUGAAAGGUUUGGACAUGUGGAUGUCGUACUUACUUUGGUUUUUGGUUUUCCUUGCAAAAUUGACCGAGUCUUAUUUCUUUUUGACCUUGUCCUUGAGAGAUCCAAUUAGAUAUUUGUCAACAAUGGAAAUGAGAUGUGUCGGUGAAGUUUGGUAUGGUGUUCGUGUUUGUAGACACCAAGCAAAGAUUGUUUUGGGAUUGAUGUACGCAGUUGAUUUGUUAUUGUUCUUUUUGGAUACUUAUAUGUGGUACAUUAUUUGUAACUGUAUCUUUUCCAUUGGACGUUCAUUUUAUUUGGGUAUUUCAAUUUUAACGCCAUGGAGAAACAUUUUUACUAGGCUUCCAAAAAGAAUAUACUCAAAGAUUUUAGCCACCACUGAAAUGGAAAUCAAGUACAAGCCAAAAGUCUUGAUUUCACAAAUUUGGAAUGCUAUUGUUAUUUCCAUGUACAGAGAACAUUUAUUGGCCAUUGACCAUGUGCAAAAAUUAUUGUAUCAUCAAGUUCCAUCUGAAAUUGAAGGUAAAAGAACAUUGAGAGCCCCAACCUUUUUCGUUUCACAGGAUGAUAACAAUUUCGAAACUGAAUUUUUCCCAAGAAAUUCGGAAGCUGAAAGAAGAAUCUCCUUUUUUGCUCAAUCUUUGGCUACUCCUAUUCCCGAACCGUUACCUGUGGACAAUAUGCCCACAUUUACUGUUUUUACACCACAUUACUCUGAAAAGAUUUUGUUGUCAUUGAGAGAAAUUAUUAGAGAAGAUGAUCAGUUUUCAAGAGUUACCUUAUUGGAAUAUUUGAAACAGUUGCACCCGGUUGAGUGGGAUUGUUUUGUGAAGGAUACAAAGAUUUUGGCUGAGGAAACUGCUGCAUACGAGAAUGUUGAUGAUUCUGAAAAACUGUCUGAAGAUGGUUUGAAAUCAAAGAUUGAUGACUUACCAUUCUACUGUAUUGGUUUCAAAUCUGCUGCACCAGAGUACACUUUGAGAACAAGAAUCUGGGCUUCGUUGAGAUCCCAGACAUUAUACAGAACUGUUUCUGGAUUUAUGAAUUAUGCAAGAGCCAUUAAAUUAUUGUACAGAGUUGAAAACCCUGAAUUAGUUCAAUAUUUUGGUGGAGAUCCAGAAGGCCUUGAAAUGGCACUUGAGAAAAUGGCUAGAAGAAAAUUUAGAUUUUUGGUUUCCAUGCAAAGAUUAGCCAAAUUUAAAGAUGACGAAAUGGAAAAUGCCGAGUUUUUGUUGCGUGCCUACCCUGACUUACAAAUUGCCUUUUUGGACGAAGAACCAGCUUUGGAAGAGGAUGGAGAACCAAGAGUUUAUUCUUCAUUGAUUGAUGGUCAUUGUGAGAUGUUGGAAAACGGUAGACGCCGUCCUAAGUUUAGAGUUCAAUUGUCAGGUAACCCAAUCUUGGGUGAUGGUAAGUCAGAUAAUCAAAAUCAUGCUAUUAUUUUCCACAGAGGUGAGUACAUCCAAUUGAUUGAUGCCAAUCAAGAUAACUAUUUGGAAGAAUGUUUAAAGAUUAGAUCAGUCUUGGCUGAAUUUGAAGAAUUAAAUGUCGAACAUGUCAACCCAUAUGCACCAAACUUGAAGAGUGAAGAGCAAGCUGAGAAGAAGGAUCCAGUUGCUAUAUUGGGUGCUAGAGAAUAUAUCUUUUCAGAAAACUCUGGUGUUUUGGGUGAUGUUGCCGCCGGUAAGGAGCAGACUUUUGGUACUUUGUUUGCUAGAACAUUGGCCCAGAUUGGUGGUAAAUUACACUAUGGUCAUCCGGAUUUUUUGAAUGCAACGUUUAUGUUGACCAGAGGUGGUGUUUCUAAAGCUCAAAAAGGUUUGCAUUUAAAUGAGGAUAUUUAUGCAGGUAUGACAGCAAUGAUGAGAGGUGGUAAGAUUAAGCAUUGUGAAUAUUACCAAUGUGGUAAAGGUAGAGAUAUGGGUUUUGGUUCGAUUUUGAACUUUACAACAAAGAUUGGUGCCGGUAUGGGUGAGCAGAUGUUGUCUAGAGAGUAUUACUAUUUGUCUACUCAAUUGCCCUUGGAUCGUUUCUUAUCUUUUUAUUAUGGUCACCCAGGUUUCCACAUCAACAAUUUGUUUAUUCAAAUGUCGUUGCAAGUUUUCAUUUUGGUUUUGGCUAACUUAAAUUCAUUGGCGCAUGAAUCUAUUAUUUGUUCUUAUAAUAAAGAUGUUCCAAUUCAAGAUGUCUUGUACCCAUAUGGUUGUUAUAACCUUGCUCCAGCUGUUGACUGGAUCAGACGUUAUACUUUGUCCAUUUUCAUUGUGUUUUUCAUUUCGUUCAUUCCAUUGGUUGUGCAAGAGUUGAUCGAAAGGGGUGUUUGGAAAGCUUUCCAGAGGUUUGUGAGACAUUUUAUUUCAUUGUCACCAAUGUUUGAAGUUUUUGUUGCUCAGAUUUAUUCAUCAUCUGUUUUCACUGAUUUAACAGUUGGUGGUGCUAGAUAUAUAUCGACCGGUAGAGGUUUUGCCACAUCAAGAAUUCCGUUUUCAAUUUUGUAUUCUCGUUUUGCAGAUUCCUCAAUUUAUAUGGGUGCAAGAUUGAUGUUGAUAUUGUUGUUUGGUACUGUUGCCCACUGGCAAGCACCAUUGUUGUGGUUCUGGGCUUCGUUGUCGUCAUUGAUGUUCUCGCCAUUUAUCUUCAACCCUCAUCAAUUUGCUUGGGAGGACUUUUUCAUCGACUACAGAGACUUUAUCAGAUGGUUAUCCAGAGGUAACACAAAAUGGCACAGAAACUCGUGGAUUGGCUACGUUAGACUUUCUAGAUCACGUAUCACUGGUUUUAAACGUAAGUUGACUGGUGAUAUAUCUGAAAAAUCUGCUGGUGAUGCUUCAAGAGCUCAUAGAUCUAACGUUUUCUUUGCCGAUUUCCUUCCAACUUUGAUUUACACUGCUGGUCUUUAUAUUGCAUUCACGUUUAUCAAUGCUCAAACUGGUGUCACUUCGUACCCAUACGAGAUUUUGGGUUCGACACAGCCACAACCUGUGAACUCGGUUUUGAGACUUAUUAUUUGUGCCUUAGCUCCAGUUGUUAUUGAUUGUGGUGUUUUGGCUGCUUGUGUUGGUACAGCUUGUUGUGCUGGUCCAAUGUUGGGAUUGUGUUGUAAAAAGACGGGUGCGGUUAUCGCGGGAAUUGCUCAUGGUAUUGCUGUUAUUGUUCACAUUGUAUUUUUCAUUGUUAUGUGGGUUACAGAGGGAUUCAGCUUUGCUAGAAUGUUGUUGGGAUUGGCUACAAUGAUCUACAUUCAAAGGCUAUUGUUCAAGUUUUUGACCUUGUGUUUCUUGACCAGAGAGUUUAAAAACGAUAAGGCCAAUACCGCCUUUUGGACUGGUAAAUGGUACAAUACAGGUAUGGGAUGGAUGGCUUUUACCCAACCUUCUCGUGAGUUUGUUGCCAAGAUUUGCGAAAUGUCAGAGUUUGCUGGUGAUUUCAUGUUGGCACACGUUAUAUUGUUUUGCCAAUUACCAAUCUUGUGCAUUCCUUUAAUUGACAGAUGGCACUCAAUGAUGUUGUUUUGGUUGAAACCAUCAAGAUUGAUUAGACCACCGAUUUAUUCCUUAAAGCAAGCAAGAUUGAGAAAGAGAAUGGUUAGAAAAUAUUGUGUGUUAUACUUUACUGUUCUUGUUUUAUUCGUUGUAAUCAUUGUUGCACCAGCUGCUGCCUCGGGUCAAGUUAAAGAGGAUCAGUUUUCCAACAUAGGUGGUGCAGGAUCAAUUGCUAAUGGAUUGUUCCAGCCAAGAAACGUAUCUAACAAUGAUACUGGUCCAAAUAGACCAAACACAUACACUUGGUCUUACUUGAGCGUCAAGGCAACAACUAAAGCCGCUCCAUAUUCCACAAACGCAUUUAGAUAA